AUGACAAAACGUCUUACCCCACAGGAGAAAUUGAGUAGGAAGCCAGCUAGCAGAGCGUGCACCUUUUGUCAUCAAAAGCAUCUACAAUGUUCCAAUGAAAGACCGUGCAAGAACUGUGUCAAGCGCAAUAUUGCCGAUCAAUGUCAAGAUAUAACCCGCAAACGAGUCAAGUACCUCACUGGCGCUAAUAGUAAGGCAGUAGCAGCGGCAACAACUCCAGAAGCAACUACCACAACUCCUAAAAGAAAACAAAAACGGUCUGUGAAAGGUUCACCUUCAAUUAGUUUUCCAUCAAGCAGUAUUUCUCCCAUAAAUACGAGCACCUUUGAUACAAAUGGGCAUCCCAAUGGGCAUCCAAAUGACCUACUACGGCAGUCACUAGAAGCAUCACAGGCUGGACAAGCUCAAGCACCUUCACUGCUGGAGAUUCAAGGGCCAUUUCCUCAAAUGCAAACUCUUCAACCUACGCACACUGUUGCUAGCGAAACUAGUUCAAGCUAUUCACAGGUACAACCUCAACAUCAUCCGGAAUCAUCAGUUCCGCCAUCAGCACCACCAGAAUCUGUGGAUCAACUGCAGCAGCUUAUGAUGCACGAUUCUGCUUACUUCAAUACCAACAAUGUAGCCCUAAAUCCUACUAAUGUAUUGGAAGCAGAUCCAUUUGACGGACAUACUAAUACCAUGCUCAAUACCACUACCGACGUCUUGAAUAAGCUACUUAAUGACCAUUAUGAAAUAGAUAAUAUUUUGCAGCCGCCUGAUGAUGCUCUGCUUGUGGACCAACAACAGUCUUCAUCAGAAGCCACUGGCACAUCUGCAUCAAAAGCGGUACCGAUGGGUCCUAGUCAUAGCAAUACACAUUUCAGUUCGAAUUACCUUAACGAAGAGUAUUUGAUGCUUGGAGAUAUAUUACUACAAUCCAAGCCCACAUCACCGUCUCCCUCAAAUACUAGCGCGUCCGAGUACAAUAUGCUUUCUCCAAGCUAUACCCAGAAUAUUGAUUUUGAUAAUAUACAUCUGUCCAAGAGAAAAGUUGUUCAAAAAUUGAAGGAUUCGAGACCAUUCAUAUCGCUUGGGUUUCCCAAGGACUCAUCAUUAAGUUUGGAUAAUUUAAACAAUAUGGCACAUCAAACUGAUAAUUUGCUAGAUAAUAAUGUCAGUUCACGUGGUAAUAACAACACCAGCAAUCAAAAGUUGCAAUCAGCAAUCGCAAGCAAAACUUCAAAGACGAAUCCCAUCAUUAAUUUUGCGACAAAGUAUUCAACAGAAUAUGUAUCGCCACUUUCAACGCACCAGAUAUAUCAAACUGUGUCUGAUAUUUAUUCUAAAGAUGUGUUGAAUUACGAGUACCCCAACUCUUAUCAUGCAUUAACGCAUUUUCUAAAAACACGGUUUUCAGGGAAUAAUCUACCACAUGAGGAGAAGGCGCGUAAACGGCAGAAUCUUUUGGUUAUUUUAAAGCUUAUUGCAAGCUAUAGACCAACAUUCAUUAGUGCACACAAGUCAUUACUCAAGCCGCAGGAUUUGUUAUUUUUGGAAAUGAGUUUUCAAAGAUGUUUAAUUGACUAUGAAAAAUUGAGUCAGUUGAAUUCUUCGCCAACCAUAAUUUGGCGUCGUACAGGCGAGAUUGUUAGCAUUACAGAUGAUUUACUAAGUUUACUUGGUUACAAACUACUGGACAUUUUGUCAAAGAGGACAUUUAUAAUGGAGAUAAUGUACGAUGAUGAGUCUAUAGUCAAGUAUUUCCAGCUUUUCAAAUCGGUUGCUGUAGGGAACUUGCACUCGAGCAUCAACACCAAAGUGAAAUUAAUCAAGAACGGAGGCGCGGUGCCAGGUGGAGGUACAAGCAACGGCAAAUACAACUACAACAACAACUACAAUCACAACUACAGCCAUAACAACAACAACAACAACAACAGCAACAAUUCUAAUAACAAUGGUAUGAGUACUGGUGCUGGGAACAGCGGUGAUGGAGAUGGACUUGAAAAUAAUGUUGGAACCAAUAGUUAUAUUGAGUUUUGUUCUGUUUGGACGGUCAAGAGGGAUUUGUUUGAUAUUCCAAUGUUAAUUAUCGGACAGUUUCUUCCUAUAUUGCCCGCUGGUGACGGUGUUCGUAUGUACUAA
Molecule: messenger RNA, 2124 nt
Organism: Lodderomyces elongisporus
Lineage: Eukaryota; Fungi; Ascomycota; Pichiomycetes; Serinales; Debaryomycetaceae
Gene: ZCF23
Product: Zcf23p
Exons: 1
Coding region: 1-2124 (707 amino acids)
Biological process (GO): regulation of DNA-templated transcription; cellular response to starvation
Cellular component (GO): nucleus
Molecular function (GO): RNA polymerase II transcription regulatory region sequence-specific DNA binding; DNA-binding transcription factor activity, RNA polymerase II-specific; zinc ion binding
Source: RefSeq, a predicted model, not a curated record